GCCGGGGUUGAGGCGCAGGCGCAGGCGCCACCGCCGCGGUGGUGGUGGUGAUGAUGAUGAUGAACGCGGACCUGCGGAGAGAGCGCGCCGCCGCCACCUUCCAGCCCGAGCUGCUCACCCACAUCCUGGACGGCGGCGCCGAGCGCACCCGCCGCCGCAAGGAGAUCGAGGCCUUAGUUAUUAAUGACCCUGACUUCCAGCAUGAGGAUUUGAACUUCCUCUCCCGUAGCCAACGUUAUGAGCAAGCCAUCAGGAAGAGCUCUCUGAUGGUGAUGAAGUUAAGAGAAUAUGGGAUUGCAGAUCCUGAUGAGAUCUACUGGUUUAAAAGCUUUGUUCAUCGUGGACGGCCUGAGCCUUUGGACCUUCAUCUGGGCAUGUUCCUCCCUACUCUUCUCACCCAGGCAACCCCAGAGCAGCAGGAUCGCUUCUUCAUGCCUGCCUGGAACCUGGAGAUCAUUGGCACUUAUGCCCAGACCGAAAUGGGCCAUGGAACUCAUCUUCGAGGCCUAGAAACCACAGCCACAUAUGACCCUGCUACCCAGGAAUUCAUUCUCAACAGCCCCACUGUGACCUCCAUUAAGUGGUGGCCAGGUGGACUUGGAAAGACCUCCAACCACGCCAUUGUUCUGGCCCAGCUCUACACCCAGGGCCAGUGCAAAGGGCUGCAUGCCUUCAUUGUUCCCAUACGGCAGCUGGGCACCCACGAACCUUUGCCAGGUAUUACAGUGGGUGACAUUGGGCCAAAAUUUGGCUAUGAUGAAAUGGAUAAUGGCUACUUGAAAAUGGACAACUUUAGAAUUCCUCGGGAAAACAUGCUGAUGAAAUAUGCUCAGGUUGAACCAGACGGCACAUAUGUGAAACCACUCAAUGACAAGCUGACCUAUGGGACCAUGGUGUUCAUCCGUUCCAUCAUUGUAGGAGAUUCAGCUCGCUCCCUGUCCCGGGCGUGUACUAUUGCUAUUCGCUAUAGCGCAGUGAGACACCAGUCUGAGCUAAAGGCAGGGGAACCAGAACCCCAGAUCUUGGAUUAUCAGACCCAACAAUACAAACUCUUUCCUCUCCUGGCAACGGCAUAUGCUUUUCACUUUGUGGGAGCCUACAUAAAAGACACCUAUCGUCGUAUUAGUGGAGACAUCAUUGAAGGAGACCUGAGCGAGCUGCCAGAGCUCCAUGCGCUGACUGCAGGGCUGAAGGCAUUCACUUCCUGGACCGCCAAUGCCGGUAUUGAGGAAUGUCGAAUGGCAUGUGGUGGCCAUGGUUACUCCCGCUGCAGUGGCCUUCCUGAUAUCUAUGUCACCUUCACCCCAUCCUGCACCUAUGAGGGAGAAAACACUGUCAUGAUGCUGCAGACAGCUAGGUUCCUUGUCAAAAGCUACAUGCAAGUUAACUCUGGUCAGCGGGUUACUGGCAUGGUGUCCUACCUUAAUGAUCUCUCCAGGCAACGCAUUCAGCCACAGCAUGUGGCUGCUAGGCCUGUGACUGAGCGUAUCAAUGAUCCGAUCAGUUUGGUGGAGGCCUACAAAGCGCGUGCUGCUUGGCUUGUAGAGGCUGCAGCAAAGAACUUGCAAGCUGAGUUGAGCCACAGAAAGAGCAAAGAGGAUGCCUGGAACAAGACUUCUGUUGAUCUUGUGCGAGCAUCUGAGGCGCACUGUCACUAUGUGAUAGUUAAGCUCUUCACAGCAAAGCUCUCGGAGAUCAGCGAUGCAGCUGUCUGUGCUGUUAUGACUGAGCUGUGCCUCUUGUAUGCACUCUAUGGAAUCAGUAAGAACACAGGGGAUUUUCUGCAGGCGAAUAUUUUGACAGAUACCCAAAUUAAUCAAGUGAACCAACGUGUGAAGGAACUCUUGGCUAUAAUCCGUCCCAAUGCAGUAGCACUCGUGGACUCCUUUGAUUUUCAUGAUGUUCAUCUUGGGUCUGUGCUUGGCCGGUAUGAUGGCAAUGUCUAUGAGAACAUGUUUGAGUGGGCAAAGAAAUCUCCGUUGAACAAAACAGAGGUUCAUGAAUCCUUCCACAAACACCUGAAGCCGAUGCAAGCCAAGCUGUGAAGCCAGCUCUUUUUUAAAAAAUGCACAAUUUUCCUGGUCUGGAAACUGGAUAUUUUGCAUCCUUUCUUCAGGCACCUAAAUCAAACCUUUCAAACUAUGAUAGCUGUAGGACAGCGAAUAAUUGUAGCUUUUCUUUCUAUUUCUGUAAAUUGAGAUGGUGAUUGGGGGAGUGCAUAUGGAUGGAUGGCUGUUUGUUUUUGAAGUGCAAUCAUGGUGGGGGGAAAAAAAACUUUUAAACAUCCGAGGAAGCUUUAUGGAUUCAUACAAGAAUUACUUUUGUGAAGCUGCUAACCAGGCAAGUUACCGUUAUCUAAAAAGGUAGUAGGGUUUUACUACUAAGUAGUACAGCCCUCAGGCAAUAGCUUCUAAUGAGCAUUUGUGUCCUUUUCACCCCCCACAAAAAAGCAUCAACAUGUCUUGAUCUUUUUUCAUAGACUAGCACCAGCUCGCUCUCCCUAUGUAGCAAGUAUUUAGGCUGUAUAAAGCCUUAUGCAGAAUUUUAUGCACGUGGUGUCUGCGUGAGAUGCUACUCUCCUGAUGUGGCUGGGAACUAAGUGUCCAUCUUUCUCUCUGAAGCUCUGCUUCAGUGUCUUUCCAGAGGGCAUCUUCAUGUAUCCCAGUGCAUCCUUUCUUCACUGCCCAGCAGAUUUCCCCCCCGCCACUUGACAUUUGCCUUUUCUAACACUGGCACCUUACCCUUCUGAUUAAUAGGAAUUCAAAGGAGAAGGUGCUGAUGCUACUAUGAGAAAAGACAAGUAGUAAUAAUCAGCCAGGAGCUGCUAAUGGAUGUUCUGCCCUUUUAACUGUUAGUAUUUUCAAAGCACUAUCUCAAAGCACUUUACAAAUGCUAGUUAUUAUGAUUUGAUGUGAAAAAACACAUUCUGUUAUAGAAACUGCAAAUUUGACUUGAAAAGAUGAAGCCAAUAUUUGGGGGCAGAAAUUUGGCCAAGGUCUGCAGGUUGCUCUGGGAUAUUCUUCUGUGUAUUUUCUUUUUUAAAGGCAAUCUUCAAGACGACAAUGCAAAAUGAAGUGCCUAGAUUCUUUUUCCCCACCCAUGCAUUUCCAAGGAGCUUUCUCUGAUCUACUUAAAAACAUUGUUUUUAUAUUGACUUGUACAAUGCUGUCCAGAUGAACAAUUUAAAAAUGUAGUUUUUAACAGGACUUCCUGAUACCUAGUGAAAUCAGUAAACUAAACAUCACUGCUGUUUUUCAGCACCAAUAGCUUCACCCAGUAACAGAAUAAAACAUUUUUCCACAACAGAUGAAGAGUGACUUUCAGUUUAAAUUGGUAAAAGGUUCAGCAAAAGCCAAAAUUCUGCAGUUCUGAGGCAACAUACAAGAAGCUUGUCCUCUGAGAGCUUUGGCACCUGCUAAGUCUCUAACUUUGGAUCACAUUUUCAUAGCAGAAUUUUCUAGGACUUGCAAUCCUUAAACAGGGUGUUCAGCUCCAUGCACAGUAGCUGAACAGAAAUGCCUAUUUUUAAAUAAAAAUCCAACUUCCCUUUUGGCUGCUGAGUCUCCCAGGUUGAAUGGAACCGCUGCUGUUCAGGAUACCAAGGAGGCAAAAGGCUUUGCCUUCUGUAUGUUAAGUAGAGCAGACUGCUGACCUGGGGAUGGUCUAUGGAGAACGAUCAGGGAAAGGUUAAAAUGUGUUAAUGAAAACAGUACUAGCUAAAUGUAUGUACAGAUUUAAUAAAUUACAAAAAUGUGUUUUCAGACAAAA
Messenger RNA from Rhea pennata, 3768 nucleotides. It is a transcript of the gene ACOX1, whose product is annotated as acyl-CoA oxidase 1. Gene Ontology annotation, molecular function: FAD binding; fatty acid binding. NCBI's taxonomy places the organism in Eukaryota, Metazoa, Chordata, Aves, Rheiformes, Rheidae. Bases 51 to 2045 code for a protein of 664 amino acids. Gene Ontology annotation, cellular component: peroxisome. Gene Ontology annotation, biological process: lipid homeostasis; very long-chain fatty acid metabolic process; fatty acid beta-oxidation using acyl-CoA oxidase. The record is from RefSeq and is a predicted model, not a curated record. The transcript is spliced from 14 exons.